AUGGCUAAGUUACUGAUAUAUGCGUUACUGCUCGUAGUUGUGUUGGCUUCGGUAACAGCAUACCCAGGUGGUGGUGGUGGCGGAGGCGGCGGCGGUGGUUACGGAUACGGCGGAGGUUCCGGAGGAGGUGGUCACGGUUACGGAAAUCAUGGACACAACCACGGAGGACAUGGCUCACACAGCCAUGGAAACCAUAACCGUGGACAUCAUGGUCACCACGGUCGUUAA
Danaus chrysippus (African queen) is the source of this 228-nucleotide messenger RNA. The record is from the annotation of a GenBank genome assembly. NCBI's taxonomy places the organism in Eukaryota, Metazoa, Arthropoda, Insecta, Lepidoptera, Nymphalidae.